Molecule: messenger RNA, 2130 nt
Organism: Manis javanica (Malayan pangolin)
Lineage: Eukaryota; Metazoa; Chordata; Mammalia; Pholidota; Manidae
Gene: SAE1
Product: SUMO1 activating enzyme subunit 1
Biological process (GO): protein sumoylation
Cellular component (GO): cytoplasm; SUMO activating enzyme complex
Molecular function (GO): SUMO activating enzyme activity
Source: RefSeq, a predicted model, not a curated record
GGAGGUACUGCGCAGGCGCGGGGCCUGGCGCAGGCGCAGACUCCGCCGGCGGCGGUUGGCGGCGCGUGGGGCCGGCGGGCGGCUGCGGUGAGAACCUGAACGCAGGCAGGGAGAGCUGCCGCCAUGGUGGAGAAGGAGGAAGCUGGCGGCGGCAUCAGCGAGGAGGAGGCCGCGCAGUAUGACCGGCAGAUUCGUCUCUGGGGACUGGAGGCCCAGAAACGGCUGCGGGCCUCUCGUGUGCUUCUGGUCGGCAUGAAAGGACUCGGGGCUGAAAUUGCCAAGAAUCUCAUCCUGGCGGGGGUGAAAGGAUUGACCAUGCUGGACCAUGAGCAGGUAUCUCCAGAAGACCCUGGAGCUCAGUUCCUGAUCCGUACUGGCUCUGUUGGCCGAAACAGGGCUGAAGCCUCUUUAGAACGAGCCCAGAAUCUCAACCCCAUGGUGGAUGUGAAAGUGGACACUGAGAAUAUAGAAAAGAAGCCCGAGUUGUUUUUCACUCAAUAUGAUGCUGUAUGUCUGACUUGCUGCUCCAGGGAUGUCAUAGUUAAAGUUGACCAGAUCUGUCACAAAAAUAGCAUCAAGUUUUUUACAGGAGAUGUUUUUGGCUACCAUGGAUACACAUUUGCCAAUCUUGGAGAGCAUGAAUUUGUAGAGGAGAAAACCAAAGUUGCCAAAGUUAGCCAAGGAGUAGAAGAUGGGCCUGAUACCAAGAAAGCAAAACUUGACUCAUCCGAGACAACCAUGGUCAAAAAGAAGGAGGUCUUCUGCCCUGUUAAGGAUGCGCUGGAGGUGGACUGGAGCGGGAACAAGGCAGAGGCAGCUCUGAAGCGCACAACGUCCGAUUACUUCCUCCUCCAAGUGCUCCUGAAGUUCCGCACAGAUAAAGGAAGAGACCCUAGCUCCGAUACCUUUGGAGAAGAUUCUGAGCUGUUGCUCCAGAUUCGGAACGAUGUGCUUGAGUCCCUGGGGGUGAGCCCUGACUUGCUUCCCGAAGACUUUGUCAGGUACUGCUUCUCCGAGAUGGCCCCAGUGUGUGCAGUGGUUGGAGGGAUCCUGGCCCAGGAAAUUGUGAAGGCUUUGUCUCAAAGGGACCCUCCUCACAACAACUUCUUCUUUUUUGAUGGUGUGAAGGGGAGUGGGGUCGUGGAGUGCCUUGGCCCCAAGUGAACCCAGGACUUGCAGCCCCGGAGACGCUGACCUGCAGCAUGCCUACGUGUGUUCCCCUGUCCCUGUCCCCCUACAGAGGCAUCUUCAGGCAAGGGAAGAAUGAAGGCGCUGGACCCAGACAAACCAUCUCCUGUGAGGUUGUGGGGACGUGCCUCUUCCGAGCACCAGCAGCUGCUAAACAAGGGACACAGGGCCUCCCUUCUCCAUCCCAGCUCUGUUCAGGACUGUGUGCAACCCAAGCCCUGCCAGCUCCCCUAAGUGGCAAUCACCCGAAAGCCCCCUCCACUGCCUUUCUCUGUCCUGGCGCCGUCACCACGCCCCAGCCCUCUGGGGCCCUGCGCGAGAUGCCUGCUGGGAGCCAGUGCACCUUGUUGCUUAGCCUCUUGCCAUUUUUUUGGACCUACUCCCCACCUGUUAUCAUACAGAGGAGCGUGACUUCAGUUGGGGAAUGAGGCCCAAGCACGAUGCCACACUAGUGGAACCUGGUUCCAAGUGCCGACAGGUGGUCUUAGAGGCAAAAAACAUGGCAGGCGGAAUGUAUUUCCUCCAGAGUUUGCGGUCUGAAAAACAACAGGUACCACCUGGUAUGUGGUGCGUGAGUUUUAGUUUAGGAUUAGUUGGGUCCAGCCUGGAUUUUGGAUGAGGGGAAAUGUUACCAAGUCCUCUUGGGUAUUAGGGCAAGACCUUGCGCAUUGAAUAUUAAUGGGAAAAUUUGUAAAAAGGCAGAUUCCAGGGUCCCACCCCUGGCGAUUGUGAUGUAUGGGCCGAGUGAGGAUGGAGGGCCCGCCUUCUUCGCAGCUCCGUCACCGCUGCAGCAGAACAGCCCUGGGGCUGCGGCACUUUGGGCUCAGGGGUCCCUCACUUACCCCUGGAAUCACAGCUGUCUGGGUUUUUUUUAUAUUUUCUGUACUUCCUUGGUUCUCUAAGAAGCAUUGAAUGAAAUAAAGUUAUUUGCUUUAGAGCUUG